UAUAGGAUUCGGGGAGGGGCCAGCCAAGCGCAGGCGCAACGGGAGGCGGAAGUAGGAACUGGGAAAGGAGGAGGGAAAGCGUUUGCUUUGUUUUCUCCUCCUCCCGCGGGAAGAGGCGGGUGCUCGAGCUCGCUCAGGCUCCUCCCUUACCCUCCCCCUGCCCCGGAGGCGCCCGGCUGCUCCCUUCUUCGCCAGCCGAGAUGGCUUUCGACCCCGCAGGUAGCAAAUUAAUUUGAAGAAUGAAUUAAAACAUGGAGAAUGAGAAAAUUCAAGCUGGGUAGUAAACAAUCAGCAUCUUAGACAUGUUGAAAAAGAUGUUUUGAUCCCUAAAAUAAUGAGAGAAAAGGCCAGAGAGAGGUGUUCUGAACAAGUUCAAGAUUUUACCAAAUGUUGCAAAGAUUCUGGAAUUCUGAUGGUAGUAAAAUGCCAGAAAGAAAAUUCUGCAUUGAAAGAAUGUCUAACUGCUUACUAUACUGAUCCAGCCUUUUAUGAAGAAUGUAAAAUGGAAUACCUGAAGGAAAGGGAAGAAUUCAGAAGAACUGGAAUUCCUAGCAAGAAAAGGCUACAGAAGCUCCUCACAAACACAUAGGCAAAAUACUCAAAUGACAGGAAUUCUCAUAUCAUAUUCAUAAUUAUCUGAUACAAAUCGUGAAAUAAUGGAUUCAAGAUAAAAAUGUAUGUUUACUUUUCCCAAUUAAAAUAUUAAUUUUAUAUGAAAUAA
Molecule: messenger RNA, 721 nt
Organism: Fukomys damarensis (Damara mole-rat)
Lineage: Eukaryota; Metazoa; Chordata; Mammalia; Rodentia; Bathyergidae
Gene: Cmc1
Product: C-X9-C motif containing 1
Exons: 5
Coding region: 335-589 (84 amino acids)
Cellular component (GO): mitochondrion
Source: RefSeq, a predicted model, not a curated record